AUGCACGAUGCCUGGUGGAUAAUGCGCAUUCAUCUGUCGACCCAAAGCCUUGGUAUAUUGGAAUACUCUAUGAUCGCUAUGGGUCUAUCGAUCACACCAAAGAAGCCUUCUCUUGUGUUCUUCAUGAUGGAUAAAGAUUCCUUGUGCCCUUUGCAAGUUUCUCAAUUGAGGCUGGUGUGGACAAUGCGACGACAAUGUGGGUGGAGGAUCGGAGGAUGA
This is a messenger RNA of Laccaria bicolor S238N-H82, 219 nucleotides long. RefSeq lists its product as uncharacterized. The record is from RefSeq and is a predicted model, not a curated record. Lineage: Eukaryota; Fungi; Basidiomycota; Agaricomycetes; Agaricales; Hydnangiaceae. The coding region runs from base 1 to 219 and encodes 72 amino acids. The transcript has 2 exons.